AUGGCUACGUUUCUUAGAGAUAAGAAAGUCCUAGCAGCAGACAUUGUUGCGGUGCAAGAGCCAUGGAAGAACGAACUACAACACACAAGCCACCAACCUGCAACCGCAUCAUUCCAAUUGUUGUACCCGACAGAAGGUGCAGUACAGGAACAGAACCAGGAAUCAGUUCUUCCCCCACCGGGAGUGUGUCUUUUUGUAUCCAAAAAGCUUGACCCAAGCACUUGGUCAUGCCAGCUCAUUUCACAGGACUACCAACUACUGAAACUCAGGAAGACCUACCGAGACAGGGACUGGACAGACCUCUUCAUACACAACAUAUACAACAGACCAGGCAGCGAUACACUAGAACGACUGAGGUGUGAGCUAUCGAAACGACCUCAUGGAGAACACGUGGUGUUAGGAGACAUGAAUGCACAUCACCCGGCAUGGGGAGGUGUAGGAACCAAAACCGAUCGAGAGGCCGAACAGCUUCUCGAGAUCAUCGAUGAAUGGAACCUGGAGAUGACAACUGAAGAAGGAAAACCUACUUGGACUCGGAAUGAGCAGUCAUCGGUGAUCGAUCUUACCUUUGUUUCCUCAAGCCUAGUCGGCAGGCUUAUACAGUGCGAAAGAGCAGACGACGUCGAGCAUUCCUCCGACCAUUUCCCCAUCCGAACGGUGCUCGACAUCAAGAGCCCCGCUAAUAUACAACAGAUGCGAAGAAAUUGGAAUGCGACGGACAGCAAAAGACUCGUCCAAAAGAUUGAGGGAAAUCUGCAGGUAAAAGAUCUGUCCCAGGCAGACGCACAGCAAGUAGAGGCUCAAUGCCAAGAACUACUGGAAAGCGUACAAUCAGCAAUUGAAGACUCAACCCCGUGGGCGAAACCAUCGACCUGGUCAAAUUCCGAUUUCGAAGAUGAGUGCAAGGCGGCAGUGAAGGAGGUUCGUCGCCUCCGACGCAGACACACAAAAACACAGGACCCCUACGACUGGAUGUGCUAUUCCAUAGCGCGCAACAGAAAAGCACGUCUGAUCAAGAAGACGCUGUCACGAGCACACCGGCGCCGCGUCCAGCAGGUCAUCGAAGACGGGCCACAAGGCAUGUGGCGAUUAGCAAAAUGGGCCAGGAAUCGAGAUGGAGCCUACGAAAAGGGCAUUACUCCCUCACUGAAGAUCCAACAUUCCCAAAUACCUGGAGCUAUUGCGAAAACAAUUGAACAGAAAGCAGAAGCCUUUCGGACUGCCUUCUUCCCACAACCGCCACCAGCUGACCUCUCCGACACGGGAUCAUUCCAAUACCCGCAACCGAUCGAGUUCCCAUCAGUAACGGCCCAAGAGAUCCAGGAAGCAGUGAAAGGAGCGAAAGCAGGGAAAGCGCCAGGAGAAGACGGCAUACCGAACUCUCUGUGGCAUAAACUUAUCGAGAUACCGGCAAUCCUGGGCAUACUGGUCCAACUGUUUAACGCCUGCAUACGCACCGGAUACAAUCCAUCGCACUUCCAGCGCUCGAUCACAGUUGUCCUCAGAAAACAAGGCAAAAGCGACUAUCAGCUCGCCAAAUCAUACAGGCCGGUCGCAUUACUCAACACGCUUGGGAAAUUCCUGGAGUCGAUAGUUGCACGAAGAAUCAGCUACGCAGCAGAAUCGGAAGGACUACUCCCUCGGACUCAUCUGGGUGGUAGACGCGGCAUAUCCACUGACCACGCGAUCCACAUCAUCAUCGACCGCAUCAAAACUGCAUGGGGAAAGGGAAAACCAGUGGUGUCCCUGCUGAUGCUAGACGUCUCCGGGGCAUACGACAAUGUCUCCCACGCUCGCUUACUUCAUAACCUCAGAAAACGACGCUUAGGGCACUUCGUUCCCUGGGUCAAAGCGUUUUUGUCCAACCGCAGCACGAGAAUCCGCAUGCCAGAAGGCAUGUCCGAUACAAUUCCAACGCCCACAGGAAUUCCGCAGGGUUCGCCGAUAUCACCAAUUCUCUACCUGAUCUACAAUGCGGAUCUUAUUGAGAAUUGCGGGCCAGGAAUCAUCAGCAGUGGGUGGGUAGACGAUGUCUGUUUUCUGGUCAAAGGGGACAGUGAACGCGAGACCAUCAAGAAGCUCAAGACCGCAUGCCGCAAAGCCGACCAGUGGGCUAAGAAACACGCAUCAGUCUUCGACCCCAAAAAGUAUGCCCUCAUCCACUUCGUCAAUACCAAAGAAGUCGACCCUCAAUACCUUCCACUACGUCUACGAGAACACACUGUGCCAGCGACAGAGAGUGCCGAGAGGUAUCUGGGUUACUGGUUAGAUCCGAGCCUGACUUUCCAUCGUCACCGUGAGAAAGCCGUGGCAAAAGCCAGUAUCUCUCUCAAAGCGCUACGAAGCUUGGCUGGCUCGACGUGGGGAGCCUCGCUGUAUGCCAUGCGAAAAAUUUAUCAAGCAGUAAUCAUACCGCAGAUGCUCUUUGGAGUCUCCGCAUGGUAUCAGCCUAUGCACAUUAGCAAAACUAAGGCCCAAUCAAUCUGUCGGCCUUUUGCGGCCAUCCAAAAACAAGCUGCUUGUCUUAUUAGUGGAGCUUUCAGAACCACAGCGGCGGAGGCACUGAACGCGGAGCUUUACCUACCACCCAUCUCGAUCCACAUGAACCGGCUAGUAAAAGAAACGGCUCUUCGUUUGCGAACAGGACCAGAGCUUGGUAUACCACCAACGAUGGUGCGACGCCGACCGGCACACGAAAGAGACUGGAGUGGAUGGACGCCAAUGGAAGCGCAAGCCUGGAAGAUGGGCGGAUGUCUGACGGCUUCCCCGGGAACUUUAGCGAGGAACUGGGAGAGUCGAAAGGCAUUCGUCCUGGCACUAUGGCGAACGCCGCCGGAGGUGAUCAUCGACGACAGAAAGACCGCAGUGGAAUAUCACGAGGGGAUCAUGGUACAGGCAUCACAAGAACGACCCUUAAUAGUGUACACCGAUGGAAGUGGCAUCGAAGGAAGAAUGGGAGCAGCGGUAGUGGUUGACCUCGAAGAUCAUGUCGCCCACAGUCAAAUGGGCGACGAGAACACAACAACUGUGUACGCCGCAGAGCUACGCGCUAUCGAGAUGGCGCUGGACUCGGUCCUAAACAGCACCGAGCCCUGGGCUGCACAGGCCAGGAAUGGGCUCGUUAUUUUUGCGGACAGCCAAGCGGCGCUGAAAGCGCUCCGCCGACCUCGUAUGCCUUCAGGUCAGAUUUACCUGAUAGGAUGCCUGGAACUCAUACACCGGCUGGCGGAGAGAGGAAUCAAAACCGAGCUCAGGUGGAUUCCAGCGCACCAAGGAGUGCUGGGAAACGAGAUUGUCGACCAACUCGCAAAAGAAGCGGCCCAGAAGCCCAACGACGCACAAAAUCCCCACAAUCGAUACAUUCGCCUGGCUGCCGCGACGAAGCGUCGAUUUCGCCAAGAGGCAAAGAUCGAGUGGGAAAGAGCAUGGGCAUCAGAGAAAACCGGUCGACCAACCAGAAGGUUGAUCGAGACACCGAGCAGGAAAACCCUAGAAUACUGGUCGGGAUUACGCAAAGCAACUGCAUCCAUCCUGAUGCAAUUGCGGACAGGACGCAUCGGACUAAAUGCAUAUCUGGCUCGCAUCAAUCGGCGAGAGACCGCACGAUGCGAUUGCGACUUGGGCAACCAAACGGUGACACAUGUCCUACUUGAGUGCCCGUUGCAUCAGGAGGAGCGCAACGAGAUGCGCGAGGCCCUGUCUGAGCAAGGCAUCACGCUCCGCCACGAAGAAUUGUUGACGCGCCUGGAGGCGCGCACAAUCGUGGCCAAGUACAUGAUCAGAACCGGUCUCCUAGACCAGUUCCAGGGGCUGGAUCCAAUAGCUCUUGGAGCAGACGAAGUAGAGAAACAAUGA
Messenger RNA from Penicillium nucicola, 3855 nucleotides. Its product is annotated as zinc knuckle domain protein. The transcript has a single exon. Lineage: Eukaryota; Fungi; Ascomycota; Eurotiomycetes; Eurotiales; Aspergillaceae. Bases 1 to 3855 code for a protein of 1284 amino acids. Gene Ontology annotation, molecular function: nucleic acid binding; RNA-DNA hybrid ribonuclease activity. The record is from RefSeq and is a predicted model, not a curated record.